CCUUUUAAAUUUCUUCAUUCAUCAUUAUUGUCAUUGUCAGUCACUCCAGGUCGGACAGUGUAUACGUAUUUUCUUAUGGUGUGGUGUAUUUUCAAUAAUAUUGGUUUGAAUGUCUAUUUAAUGUGUUUUUGAUUAAAUAAUUGUAGUGACUUUUAAGUUAGUAUCACACGUAAAGUGAGUUGGAGAGUUUUCACUAAAGAGCGAGCGGCCGUGUUGAGCGGUGUUUUACAAUGGCUGAGUAUUUAGCUGCUAUAUUUGGAACAGAAAAGGAUAAAGUAAACUGUUCCUUCUAUUUCAAAAUUGGAGCAUGCAGACAUGGUGACCGGUGCUCUCGUAUUCAUAACAAACCAACGUUCUCACAGACUGUGCUGUUGCAGAAUCUGUAUGUAAACCCUCAGAAUUCUGCCAAGUCAGCUGAUGGCAGUCAUUUGGUUGUCGCCAAUGUGUCCGAUGAAGAGAUGCAGGAGCAUUACGACAACUUUUUUGAAGAUGUCUUUGUUGAAUGUGAAGACAAAUAUGGAGAAAUUGAAGAAAUGAAUGUGUGUGACAACUUAGGCGAUCACUUAGUUGGAAAUGUGUAUAUAAAGUUCCGCCGUGAAGAGGAUGCUGAGAAGGCUGUUAAUGACCUGAAUAACCGUUGGUUUGGUGGUCGGCCAGUAUAUGCGGAACUGUCCCCUGUGACGGACUUCCGUGAGGCGUGCUGUCGUCAGUAUGAGAUGGGAGAGUGCACUCGCAGUGGAUUCUGCAACUUCAUGCACUUGAAGCCUAUUUCUAGAGAACUAAGAAGAUACUUGUACUCCCGUCGCAAAGGAUCACGUCGUUCCCGAAGCAGGUCCCGCGACCGUCGCCGCCGCUCACGCUCUCGCGGAGAGAACCGUCGCCGCGAUCCGCCGCGCAACUCCCGUUCCGAAUACAUCAACAUUGAGCGGCAUCAUGGAGCGGCAAUGUCCAGUUUCCCUGUUGCCCUUCGUCGUUUUGUAGGUUACAUGCAUUCGCCAAAUGAUACGUCAUGGACAUUAGGCCUAACUCGCAUCUCGUUCUGA
Spodoptera littoralis (African cotton leafworm) is the source of this 1043-nucleotide messenger RNA. The record is from the annotation of a GenBank genome assembly. NCBI's taxonomy places the organism in Eukaryota, Metazoa, Arthropoda, Insecta, Lepidoptera, Noctuidae.